CGAGGCUCAGAUGGCGGCGGCCGCGGCGCUGGCCCGGCUCGAGCUGAAGCCCAAGGGAAAGGCGCCUUCCUGCUCCCAGGAAUCCAUCAAGAACCAGGUGAGGAGAGAGCUGAUGGCCGAGGCAGCUGCCAGCGAGAAGGGGCUCCCCGAGGAGGAGAAGGAGCAGGAGGAAGGGGAAGCUGCUCCCUCUGUCUCAGGGGUCUAUUUUAUCUGCCCCUUGACCGGUGCCGUCGUGAGGAAAGACCAGAAAGAAAAGCACCUCCGGGAAGCCAUCCAGGCACACUUCUCUGUGGAUCCAGUGGCUGCUUCCAUCAUGGAGAUCCACACCUUCAACAAGGACCGGGAGAAGGUCCGGGUGGGCGUGGAGACCAUGGCCAAGUACCUGGACAACAUCUGCCUCCAUCCAGAGGAGGAGAAAUACCAGAAAAUCAAACUGCAGAACAAGGUGUUUCAGGAAAGGAUAAGCUGCUUGGAAGGGGCACACAAGUUUUUCCAGGCCGUGGGGUUUGAGACAAAAACGUUGCCUGUUCCAGGACAAGGCAAGGAAGGGCAGAGUGUUGGUAAGGCGUCCAUGCUGAGGACAAGAGCCAUGAGGGAGAAGGAGGAGCAGAGGGAGAUGAGGAAGUACAACUACACCCUGCUCCGGGUGCGCUUUCCCGACGGAUACAUCCUCCAAGGGACUUUUUAUGCCCGGGAAGCAGUGUCUGUGCUCUACAGCUUUGUGAGGGAAGCACUCAGAGAUGACUGGUUGCCCUUUGAGCUCCUGGGACCUGGAGGGGUCAAACUGACUGAUGAGAACUUGGCCUUCAAUGAGUGUGGGCUGGUGCCCUCGGCCCUCCUGAGCCUGUGCUGGGACGCAGCAGUCAUGGCAGACAUCGAGGCAGCAGCAGAGGAGCAGCCCCAGAGCCCCCUGAGGCCGGAGCUCCUGGCCAGGGUGCAGACCCUCCCCUGAAAUAAAGGGCAGUGGGGUCAGUGCUGCUGGUUUUAGCCUCUUCCCUCCCUUUCCCAGCGGGGUGAGCUCAGGGGUGGCUG
Manacus vitellinus (golden-collared manakin) is the source of this 1032-nucleotide messenger RNA. It is a transcript of the gene UBXN6, whose product is annotated as UBX domain protein 6. The transcript is spliced from 9 exons. The record is from RefSeq and is a predicted model, not a curated record. Gene Ontology annotation, molecular function: protein binding. NCBI's taxonomy places the organism in Eukaryota, Metazoa, Chordata, Aves, Passeriformes, Pipridae. Bases 11 to 952 code for a protein of 313 amino acids. Gene Ontology annotation, cellular component: cytoplasm.